Molecule: messenger RNA, 2188 nt
Organism: Megalops cyprinoides (Indo-Pacific tarpon)
Lineage: Eukaryota; Metazoa; Chordata; Actinopteri; Elopiformes; Megalopidae
Product: E3 ubiquitin-protein ligase RNF19A
Exons: 10
Coding region: 403-2163 (586 amino acids)
Biological process (GO): protein polyubiquitination; ubiquitin-dependent protein catabolic process; positive regulation of proteasomal ubiquitin-dependent protein catabolic process
Cellular component (GO): ubiquitin ligase complex; cytoplasm
Molecular function (GO): zinc ion binding; ubiquitin protein ligase activity; ubiquitin conjugating enzyme binding
Source: RefSeq, a predicted model, not a curated record
GGGUCCUCAGCUGUUCAAUGGGCGGAGCCGACGACAGAUUCGGAGCUGCAAUAAGAUCGCGCGGAUUGCGGUGGAGAGGGUCGUGGGCAGCAAAAGGCAGUGAAGGACAUUCUGAUAAUGAAGGUUACCUCAAGCAUCGGCUAACCGCGAACAGGGGUGCGAAGCAAGAGGGCGGGAAGAGGCAGAGACGCCGAGGGGGUAAAUAUCAGGGAUGUCCUCCAGCAGGGGGCGCUGUGGCUGAAGAUGUCUGUCGCUUUGGCCCUGGGGCUGGGACCGUGAGUGGCAGCCGCGUCGGCCGCCUGCUUCCAGAGACAUCCCGAUCGAGCCCCUCCCUGCAGCGCCCCCUCGCCCCUGCCCCCGCCGCCCGCCGUGCCAACGGGCUCAUGCCAGUACGGUUAGGCCAUGAAGAGGCCCAAACAGCACCAGCACCUGAGCUUUCUCAGCUUCUUCACGCGUAAGCCCAAAUCAGAGGCCAAGCCGGACCGGGCCGGCGCAGCCCGGGCACGGGAGGACGUGUCCAUCACCCUGACGCCCAGCGAGCAAUCUGAGCAGGCCCAGAGCAUUGUGGGAGGAGAAGGAGGAGGAGGUGGAGGAGGAAGAGGAGGAGCAGUUGGAGGCGGGGAGGGUGAAGGAGCGGACUGCAGCAGCAAUGCUGAGGGAGACGGGGGCUGGGCGGGGGCGCUGUCUCUGUCCUCCUGCAGCCAGGAUCAGCUGCUGGACCAGCUGGAGUGCCCCCUGUGCCUUCUGAUCCAGCCCAGCGGCAGCUUCCCCCGCCUCUCCUCCUGCCCACACCGCUCCUGCACCGACUGCCUGCGCCAGUACCUGCGCAUCCAGAUCUCGGAGAGCCGCGUGGGCAUCGCCUGCCCGCAGUGCCCCGAGGCGCUGGCCCCGCCCGACAUCCACGCCAUCCUGGACGACCGGGCGCUGCUGGAGCGCUUCGAGGAGUACCAGCUGCGCCGCUUCCUGGCGGCCGACCCCGACACCCGCUGGUGUCCCGCGCCAGACUGCAGCUAUGCUGUGAUUGCCUAUGGCUGUGCCGAGUGUCCGAAGCUGAGCUGUGGCCGAGAGGGCUGUGACACGGAGUUCUGCUACCACUGUCGGCAGCUGUGGCACCCGGACCAGACCUGCGACCAGGCCCGGCGCCAACGUUCCCGCCACGCCUCCGCCAACAAUGACGCCUCCACGCUGUUCGUCUUCAACGAGGAGUCUGGCAGCGAGGUGGAGGAGAUCAAGGCAUGCCCGCGGUGCAGCGCCUACAUCAUGAAGACCAACGACGGCAGCUGUAACCGAAUGAACUGCAGUGUCUGCGGCUGCCAGUUCUGCUGGCUCUGCAUGCAAGAGAUCACUGACGUGCACUACCUCAGUCCCUCAGGCUGCACAUUCUGGGGGAAGAAGCCUUGGUCGCAGUCCAGGAAAGUGCUGUGGCAGGUGGGCAUGCUUCUGGGGGCUCCGGUGGUCAUCUCCCUCAUCGCUGGCAUCGCCAUCCCUGUCAUCAUAGUGGGGAUUCCGAUCUACAUGGGACGCAAGGUGCACAGUCGUUGUAAGAAAAACAAUAUCUCAGGAAGUAAACACUAUCUGACUGUGGCCAGUGGGGUCAUGAUGUCAGUGUUUGUUUCUCCAGUUAUAGCAGCUGUCACUGUAGGAGUGGGUGUGCCCCUCAUGAUGACUUACGUGUACGGGGUGGUGCCCAUGUCUCUCUGCCGAAAUGGCUGGUGCAGAACCCAGAAGGACCAACCAGAACCCAGAAAGAUCCGGCUAGAAGACCUCACCAACUAUCUUCAAUUUUCUCAUGUAGUCAGUGACCACUGGACGGGUCAGUCCAACCUGGCGGUCAGCGAAGCCAGCAUGCAGGAAGUCAGCGUGCAGGAAGUCAACGUGCAGGAAGUCAGCGUGCAGGAAGUCCGCGUGCUUCCCAGCACCAGCACCAGCCCCCCUGACCGGCAGAGCUCCGCUGAGCGGGGCGACGCCGUGGUGGACCCCUUUUUGCGGGAGGGGAUGAACAUCGAGGUGCAGGUGGAGAUCGAGGCGCACCCACGUGACGGCUGGCAGCUUAGCCUCAGCAGCGUGCUGUCCAGCCGCAGCCUGUCCGCCGAGUCCCUGCGCCGCUCCCGGGAGCAGCUCUGUGCCGCCGACACGCCCAUCCCCGAGACCGACGCCGUCUGAGCCCCGCCCCGCCCCGCUUCCGCCA